GUCUGUCGGUCUGUGUACUGUUGGCCGGCUGUAUGUGUAGUGAGUGGUCUUAGCGAAAGUGCUCUCGAACUAACACAGAUAGCGAUAAACAUAACUUCGAAGAUUGCAACUAGAAAUAUUGAAGCAAUGACUGUUGACACUCAGACGUAUUCGUCGAUCACAGAGCAUCAGGAUACGCACAUUUACACAUCAGGCAAACGAAGAGAUUAUGAAUGGCAAAUAGUUUGGCGAAACGUGAUAGCAUUUAUAUAUUUACACGUUUCAAGCUUCUACGCGCUGUAUCUAAUAUUCACUGGACAAUGCAAACUGUCAACUUUUUUCUUCGCUAUAUUCUUCGCAUCAACGUCAGCAAUGGGUGUGACGGCAGGAGCACACAGACUCUGGGCACAUCGAGCGUACAAAGCCAGGUGGCCGCUCAGACUGUUCCUAGCUAUCCUGCAGACAAUGGCCUUUCAGAAUCAUAUCUACGAAUGGGUCCGAGACCACAGGGUUCACCACAAGUUUACUGAAACGGAUGCUGAUCCUCACAACGCCAAACGGGGGUUCUUCUUCUCUCACAUUGGUUGGCUCAUGAUAAGAAAACACAAGGAUGUCUUCGAAAAGGGAGCGACUGUAGAUAUGUCUGACCUAGAGAAAGACUCUAUUGUUAUGUUCCAGAAGAAAACUUAUUUGGUGGUGAUGCCGCUACUUUGUUUCGUCAUACCCGCUUGGAUACCAGUGAAGCUGUGGAGUGAGAACCCAUGGUCAUCGUGGUACGUCGCUUCUAUUCUCCGCUACACAAUAUCACUGCACUUUACUUGGCUGGUUAACUCGGCUGCUCAUAUCUGGGGGAAUAGACCUUUUGACCAAUAUAUAGGCGCUACAGACAACAAAACUGUCGCAAUUCUCGCGUUCGGUGAGGGCUGGCAUAACUAUCACCACGUGUUCCCUUGGGAUUACAAAGCAGCAGAACUGGGCGACUACAGCACAAACCUAUCAACUGCUCUUAUCGACUUUGCUGCCAAAUAUGGUUUGGCAUAUGAUUUAAAAACGGUGUCAAUGGAUAUGAUCAGAAAAAGAGUGCUAAGGACAGGCGAUGGCUCUCAUCCAAUGGGAAAAGCGAAAGCUGGCCUUGAAGAACAUGAACAUCCAGAAAACCCCGUAUGGGGUUGGGAUGACACUGACAUGCCAGAAGAGGAUAAGAAAAUGGCUGAAAUUGCUCACAAACUUGACUAGUAAUAAGAAUCCGACAAAUUCGAUUGGAAUGCUGGAGUAUUAUAUACUACGACAUAGUUUCAACAGAAUACUGCAGAUGAUGACCUGGUGUUAAAUGCAUGAGAGUCAAACUGAUUGAUUUUAUGACCAAAAUGUGCCGAUAUAAUUUAUAUUUGACACUAUAAACAGAGCAUUUUAAUAAGUUUGCUCCUAGCAUUGUUAAGUUUUAAAGUACCAUGCAUAAAGUACAAAAGGUAUAUUAACGUUAAGACUGUACUAUUAAAUUAAUGGUGACUCUUCUGUGUUUAUAUUAUAGCAAAUUAUAGCUCUUAUAUAGCAUAGCAAACGACCAUAGACGGUGGCUAUAGACAUUAUAAUGUAUAGUGCUAUAUAUUUUUUUAUAGCACAACAGAUCUUUUUGACUGAGAUAAAUAUUAAAGCUACGUAUGUUGUCACUCGAAUAUUUUUAUGGAAAAUAUUAUAUAAUAUGUCUUGCUAUAACAUAUUAUAGUGCCGAUAGUGAAAGCUCAGUGGGAGGCUCCUUUGCACAGGAAGCCGGUUAGAUUAUGGGUUCCACAACGACGCCUAUUUCUGCCGUGAAGCAGUAUUGUGUAAACAUCACACUGUGUUUCGGUCUGAAGGGCGCCGUAGCUAGUGGAAUUACUAGGCAAAUGAGACUUGACAUCUUAUGUCUCAAGGUUUUUCUAGAAUCCUGAGCGGCACUGCAUUGUACUGGUUGGGGCGUAUCAAUUACCAUCAGCUGAGAGUCCUGCUCGUCUCAUCCCUUAUUUUCAUAAAAAAGUACUCUAUACUAUUUUCAUGAUAUCAAAGACGAUGCUUAAAUUCUUUGUAAAUAUUGUUAGAAGAAAACUAUCAGGAUGAAGUACAAUAAAAGGUAUAAAUAUAACUUUGGUAUUAAUUAAAUGAAUGCAACAUGUCUUCUUAACCUUAAAAUAAAUUACUUUAAUGAAAAGAAAAUUCUAGGUUCUGUGGUAGAGUCUGUGGUUGUUUUUUUAUUCUAAGUCUUAAGGACUGGUGGUAUAUUAUGACUGCUUGUACUAUACUAAAUAUAUUUUUGUGAUAUAAUUAUACUAGUAGGUUUUCCCUUAUUUUUGGGUUUCUAGGAUAAAGCAGAAAUAGGUUUAAUCAAAUAUUAAUUAUAAAAUUAACAGAAUUGUAACAGGAAGGAUUUCUGAAUUUAAUAUGGAUAAUAAAACGGUGGAUUAGCUUUUACAAUUUUAUAAUUAAUUAACACAAUAUUUUAAUACUUAUACAAGAUAUUUAAAUGGGUUCUAUUUAUUGAUAGUAUUACAUAUAAACCUUUUAUUUAUAAAUGACUUAAUUGAGUAUUAUAUCUAUAUUUCAUUGUCUAGAAUCUACUAAGAGUUAGAGUUUCCUCCCAUUUUAUUUUUAAGGACAUACUUAUUUUUGUGGAAUUGUAAAAAUAUUUAUUCUAGUUAGUAAAAGUAAAGUGUAAAUAAAAUCAACUUUUGUUUGAAA
Messenger RNA from Leptidea sinapis, 2694 nucleotides. Its product is annotated as acyl-CoA Delta-9 desaturase-like. Gene Ontology annotation, molecular function: iron ion binding; stearoyl-CoA 9-desaturase activity. The transcript has 8 exons. Lineage: Eukaryota; Metazoa; Arthropoda; Insecta; Lepidoptera; Pieridae. The coding region runs from base 127 to 1215 and encodes 362 amino acids. The record is from RefSeq and is a predicted model, not a curated record. Gene Ontology annotation, cellular component: endoplasmic reticulum membrane. Gene Ontology annotation, biological process: unsaturated fatty acid biosynthetic process.